AUGACCAUCAUAGUUUUUCUUGUGGACACAAGUUGCUCCAUGAAUCAGCGAACUUACGCUGGGACCACCUUUUUAGAUACUGCCAAAAACGCCGUUGAGAUGUUUAUGAAGAUAAGAUCAAGAGAUCCGAACUGCCGAUGGGACCGAUACAUGCUCCUAACUUUCGAGGAACCGCCCAUGAACGUAAAGGCCGGAUGGAAAGAAAGUCAUGCCACAUUCAUGAAAGAAUUAAAAAACUUGGAGGCACAUUGUUUAACAACGCUUGGCCCUGCACUCAAACACACAUUUGACAUGUUAAACACCAACAGAAUGCAGUCUGGGAUAGAUACAUAUGGCCAAGGUCGUUGUCCUUUUUUCUUGGAGCCGGCAGUCAUCAUCUGCCUGACAGAUGGUAAAAAGAUGACCUCAUUAACUGGUGCUUCUAAUGAGCUAAACCUUCCGAUGAAUGUCGCUUGUUUGCCCGGAUCCGAGCUAACGAAGGAACCGUUUCGCUGGGACCAGCGAUUGUACGGUAUCGUAUUUAAAAUGUCCGCCACACCAAUUCAGGAUAACCUAACUUACAUUCCCUCCGAUGACUCCAGUAUCGAUGCAAUGUGUGAAGUUACUGGAGGUCGGUCGUACGCGGUUGCAACGCAGAAGAUGCUGAUGCAGUGCUUGGAGUCCCUCGUGCAGAAGUGCCAGAGUGGGGUUGUCGUUAAUUUCGAAAAACUGCCCUCUGAACCCCACAGCAACAACAAUAAUAAUAACAACAACAAUGAUUCCAACAACAACAAUGGCGGAAGUGGAAAGUCUCAGAAUUCGCCACAGAACCAACCAUGGCACAACUGCAAGCGACUAAUUUACGUACCCCGAUCAGCUCAGAGAGGUGGAACUGUUGGGCACUGGCCUAUACCUGAAGCCUAUUGGCCUGAUGCUUCUAGGGAUGUGCUGCCCCCGAGGACAGCCCACCCAAUAAUAAAUUUUUCCUGCCAACCAUGUGAACCAAUCACAUUGGAGAAUCUUCCAUUCGACAAAUACGAGAUGGAGCCAUCGCCACUGACGCAGUACAUUCUGGAAAGAAGGCAGCCACAUGUCGUUUGGCAGGUCUACAUGCAGAACAGUUGCAACAAAUACUCAACGUCAGAUAUAGGAUAUCCAUUCGGUUACAUAAAAGCCAGCACGACUCUUAAUGCUGUCAACCUAUUCGUUAUGCCUUACAACUACGCCGUUCUAGUACCAUUGCUUGACGAACUGAUAAAAGUGUUAAAGUACAAGCCAACAAUAAAGUGGAAGAUGCAAUUUGAUGCCUACCUCAAAACUGUCCCGGCCUAUUAUGCUAAUCCGUUGAAACGUGCGUUCAGUCGGAUGUCCCUGCCCCCAACACUGAACUUAAUACCUGAUCAGAUGGACAACUGCCUCAGUUACUCCGUGGUACUUCACCUUAAGAAGAUUAAGAACCAAGCAAAAUUAGAAUAUGACAGAUUAGUAGCAUCAGUCGGCCAGUACCCAACCCACUGCCCCACCAUUCGGGUCUUGCCCUCUAGGCCCCCAACCCCACGUCUCGCAUCAUCAUUAUCAUCAUCGACAUCGUCGUCAGCUCAGCGCGGCGACUUCAAGCAUUUGAUUAUUCAGUAUUCUGCUGGAAAUGCUUGCGGGCCGAAGCAGGGCUUGCUUUCAUCCCACAAUAAUAUGAAUAACAAUAAUAAUAAUAAUAUGAAUAAUAAUAAUUUGGGAGUUGAUAGUUUUGAAGUUUUCAAUCUACACGCCAUUCAAAAGAUAGUUGAUACGCACAUAUACACAAACCCGUACGACAUACACAGGUCCGACUUGCUGUUGAACCUUGCCAAGAUGAGAAUGAAUCUUCUGAAGUCUCACAACCAUGCCCUCUCAACUAAGUUUCAGAACAUGGAUGCCAUCCACAACUCACCGAUCCAAGAGAUGGGCAACUACCAGGACUACCUGAAGCGACAACAGCCUCCCCUGAGAGAGAUCGAGACCACGCCCACCAGGGUUCACACGUUUGGCAACCCCUUCAAAGUCAAGAACAUGAUGAUAGAUGAAGCCGAUGAAGCGAUGCCCGGGCAGUCGUCGUCGUCAUCUUCGUCGUCAUCCGCCCGGAAAAGGAGUUUAUCCGAAUCAUCUACGUCAUCGUCGACGUCAUCAUCGUCCUCUUUAUCGAAAGCCAAUAAAAAGCGAGGACCUAUACCAAGAAGUUACACCCUUCGAACUUUCCUCUCCUCACUAUCAUCAUCACCACCGCCACCACCAUCAUCACCAUCAUUACCCUCUUCUCUGACACCUUGCCCGCCGACGCCCAUUCCAUCGUCUGACCCAGUCAAAUCUGGGUCAGACGACGCAAAUAGGUCAAAUGACGUCACGAUGACGUCAGACGAGAAUGAGCCAUGUAUAGAUUUGAAGGUUGGUAGCAGCGAGCAAACAUCGCUCGCUGGGCAAUCUUCAGAUCAUUCAAAAUUACGUAAAAAGAAUAAGAACAAAAACAUCAACAACAACAAAAACAAAAACAACAGCAACAACAACAACAACAGCAUGACGACUAAUAACAAAAAUGACCUCAGUAUCAUCAACAAUAACGUCGAAAACAUCAAAAUGACAAACGGUAUUGAUGUUCUAGUCUCGCAGAAUCACAUCAACAACAACAGCAGCAACAUCGCAGACGACAUCAGCUUAGACAACAGCAGCAAUGACGCCAUCAAUAAUGGCGUCACCGACGAUGACGAUUUCGAAGUAGCCAGUAGCGUUCUAGAACUUUUAAAUUCUAAAAAGUCCAUUCUUAAUGGCAAUGUCGAUACUGCAAGCUUCAACAGUGAAAUUAAGAAACUCAUCGUAACCGAAGUUAAGAAACCGGGGAAAAAAUACACUAUAAUUUUCAACCUCCUUCGAUGUCUGCGUGGGGACACCUCAGAAAAAAGAUCACAAAUAGAAAAGGUAAUAAGCGAGGCCAGCCGAUUUAAAAAGUAUGCUCUGGUCAGGAUUUUGGAAGAAUAUUGCAACAACAACAACCGUAAUAACUACAGCAAUAGUAUUAGGAACAAUUUUUUGUAGUAACACAUGAUGACAACAAUUAUAACUGUGUUGCUAUGACUGUAGCCAAAAACUGUAAAUAGUAAAUUAUUAUUCUUUAUUUUAUUUGCAUCUUCUGAGUGACAACAACAACAUCAACAGCAGUAAUGUAAAAAGCAACAUCAGCAAUGCCACCACCAUCAUCGUCGUCAUCAUCGUCAUCAAGAAAGCAGCUACAACAGCAGCGGUAGCAGCAACCACAGCCGCAGCAACGUCAACAGCUGCAGCAGCAGCAACGUUAACAACAACAACAGCAGCAACAACAACAGCAAUAAUCAAACAACAACCACAUCACAAUAUCAAAGAUCAAUAUAUCAAAAAUACCAGAUAGAAAAUUUUUUCUACCAUCUUUUCUCGCCAUUUUUAAUGUACCCACUCACAAGCGUUUAUACAUACGUGUACAAAA
This is a messenger RNA of Helobdella robusta, 3466 nucleotides long. RefSeq lists its product as hypothetical. The transcript is spliced from 18 exons. Gene Ontology annotation, biological process: snRNA 3'-end processing. The record is from RefSeq and is a predicted model, not a curated record. NCBI's taxonomy places the organism in Eukaryota, Metazoa, Annelida, Clitellata, Rhynchobdellida, Glossiphoniidae. Bases 1 to 3042 code for a protein of 1013 amino acids. Gene Ontology annotation, cellular component: integrator complex.